Molecule: messenger RNA, 4696 nt
Organism: Branchiostoma floridae (Florida lancelet)
Lineage: Eukaryota; Metazoa; Chordata; Leptocardii; Amphioxiformes; Branchiostomatidae
Product: DDB1- and CUL4-associated factor 5-like
Biological process (GO): negative regulation of fatty acid biosynthetic process
Cellular component (GO): cytoplasm; Cul4-RING E3 ubiquitin ligase complex
Molecular function (GO): protein binding
Source: RefSeq, a predicted model, not a curated record
UGAUAUAUCAUAUAAUCAUUUUAAAAUUAUUUACAUUUUGUUGUCUAGUAUUGUAUAUUUAGUCUAAAUAUUAAAAGGCACUAUAUAAAUUAUACACAUGGCACCUAAGUAGUCGCUAGUAACUUCAUGGUUCAAAAGCGCCGACUAGAGAGCAAUGAUAAAAAUGCAGGAGAUAAUCGCGUCGUUUGAGUUGCAGUUUGAUAUAAAACUGCUAAAAGUCGCUUCAAUACCACAUGCUGCAGAAAUUUGGACCAUGCCAAAUAUUGUGUUAAAAUACUAUUGUAUUGUAUCUCUUUAUUUGGAAUUAAUGUUGUAACAUCCAGGUAUUUUACAAAAGAAAAAAAUCAUAUUGCAGCAACAGAUGUAUCCAUUUAUUGAUAAAUCAUCGGACCCAGGAAACAGAUAUGGUAUGAUCCCUCCCCCCCGACUAAUGCACUUGGGUGUUCCAGUCCAGCCCGGGGCUCAUUUGGAAUCGAUAGGGUGACGGCAGACCGGAGCAAGGGGCAAAACACAUAUCUGGUAACGUCGGUGGUACCUACAUGGUGUAGAGACCGGCACGAUGUUCCACCGGAGCUGGUGUUUCUCGCCCGUGAACUUCACGGCGAACCGGAGCAUCAGCGGCGAGCAACUCCUGAAGCAGGGCUUCCUCCGGGAGCGGCUCGGCGCCUGUCGCAGCCUGUACCGCAAGGACCUCUUCGGUCACUAUGGAUGUGUCAACGCCAUCGAGUUCUCCAAUCAUGGCGGGGACUUUCUCAUUUCGGGCAGGAUCUUCUCAGCAGGUAAUGAUGAGCAAGUGAUUCUACAUGACACAGCCAGUCGGGAGACCAAGGACGUGUUUCGCCACGAGGACGCCGUGUACGGGCUCAGCGUCGAUCCCAACAACGACAACGUCUUUGCCAGCGCCUGUGAUGAUGGCAGGGUGCUCAUCUGGGACAUCCGCGAAAACCCCACAGCAGAGCCCUUCUGCUUGGCCAACUACACAUCAGCCUUCCAUGCCGUGGUAUACAACCCGGUGGAGCCACGGCUGUUAGCCACCGCCAACUCCAAGGAGGGCAUCGCACUCUGGGACAUCAGGAAGCCUCGCAGCUGUGUGCAGAGGUUUGGUGGCAGCCUGACCUCGGACAGCGCCAUGAGUGUGAAGUUCAACGCCCUGGGGACCCAGGUGAUGGGCCUGCGCCGCCGACUGCCCCCCGUCCUCUACAACCUGCACUCCGACACAGCGGCCUGCCAGUUCGACCACCCGGGGUACUACAACUCCUGCACCAUGAAGAGCUGCUGCUUUGCCGGAGACCGGGAUCAGUAUCUGCUGUCAGGGUCAGAUGACUUUAACCUUUACCUGUGGCGCAUACCAGAGGAUACAGAACUAGAACCUCGCGUAGUGACAGCUCACAUGGUGCUGAAAGGGCACCGCUCCAUCGUCAACCAGGUACGCUUCAACCCCGCCACUCACCUGGUGGUGUCCUCAGGCGUGGAGAAGGUCAUCAAGGUGUGGAGUCCGUUUAAGCAGCCCGAGUCGGGAGGACAGAUUGACCAGCAGGACAGCACGCCCCAGCGCAGCAUGUACACCCACGAGGAGUACAUCAGCCUGGUGCUGAACUCCGGCCAGGGCCUGUCCCACGACUACGGCCACCAGUCCGUGCAGGAGGACCCCCGCAUGAUCGCCUUCUUCGACUCGCUGGUGCAGCGCGAGAUCGAGGGGUGGAGCAGCGAGUCGGAGGACAGCCUGGAUCUGGACGAGGGGAUCUUCCGACCACUGCAGGAGCUGGCGGGGCUGGACAGCGACUCGGCAGGAAGAGCCACGGAACAGGCACAGGUGCUUGGCCCACGAAGUCCAGGAGACAGGCAGAGUGACACCAACUCCACAGACCGCCUGCUGUACGCAUCCAGCAGGACCAGUGAGAACACCGAGGGAACACCCCUGCACCCCAAGUCGCGAGAGUUUCUGUCAACCGACAGCGACUCUGACAGUGAUGAGCAAGCAGGCUCGACUGCGACGCAGCAAACCGCCAGGAACAACACCAGUCUACCCAGGAGACUACGGGUGCUGAUGUGGGGGGAUGGAGAAAGGGCAGAGGGGGCUGCAUCUGGCAGCAGGAGAGGGAGCAGCCCUGCACCCGACAGGGGGGUGACUGUUCCCGCAGGGGGCAGGAGGCGGGAGCUUGGUGAGAGGAGGGGAGUGACGUCCGUGUCUGAAGGGAGAAGGAGGGUUAGAUCUUCCACAGCCUCCAGCUCCGUGUCUGUUCGGCAUGAGCAGAGUGACAGCGACAGCGAUGCGGACAGGAGAGCAGCAGCCAUGAGGCAGAGGAACGCACGUAGGAGACUCAGCAGGACAAACGCAGCAUCGCAGUCCCACAGCGCCCCAGCUGCAACAACCAGUCAGACGGCGGGAACUUCCUUGCAGUCCUCUGAUGAUGGCAUUGCAAGCGCAACCGCCAACACGAAGGGUAAGGUCCAAACCACCUCAGCAGGGGAAAGCUUCGUGCCAUAUUCAGAUUCAGACUCCUCCGAGGAUGAACCCCUGAAGAAGCUGACGUGUACAGAGAAGGAAGUUGCCAGAACAAGGCCAGAAAGUCCUGGUCAUGGCUCUGAAGCUGUGCCCUGUAACCAGGUAGAGCAGUCCAUGGCACCAGAGGAACCAGUUUCUAACACAGGUGAGGAGGAGGAAAGGGCACCCUCAGCAACACACCAGCAGGUUGCAGGGGCUGCUGCAGGGGAUGCUGGUCCUGUUGCGGCACCUGCCAGAGAUGGUGGACAAGCUGGUGAUGCAGGAGGCGAGCAGCAGAGGGAGGAGCACCGCAGGGUCAACGGGAAGACGAUCGUCAUCCGCCACGACCCGGAGGAGACGGGAGAGGCCAUGCUGGAGCGGCUGCAGAACCUGGUGGAGCAGUACAACCAGGUGGUGGAGAGACACAACCAGUGGCGCAAUGCCCUGCGCCAGGCACAGGCAGGGGACGCAACCACGCAGCAGGCAGGCGGCAGUGGGGAGGGGGGCGCGCCCGAGCACAGCGCCCAAGGGGACAGCAGCUCAGCAGAGGGAAGUGCAGGAAGUAGACAGGAGAGUCAGGACUUGAGCAGGAGCGCUGGCCAGUCGGUUGGUCUUGAGGCAGCUUUUCAGACGAGUGGUGAUGAGAGUAUAACACACAGUAGCCUGCCGUCUGCUGCAGAACCACAGAUGAGUAGUGUAGGGAUGAUGCAGGGCUCACAAAGUGCUGCUGCAACAGUUUCAUGUGCCCCUGGACAGAGUAAUAGGUCAGCAUCAGGAAAUGCUAUUGGACAACACAGGGUAGUGGCGGAAGUCAGUAAGGACCUGAAGAAUGGGGACCUAGCGAACGGCUCAACAUUGGAGCGCGGUCAGCUAAUGGACACUAACAGUGUGGGUAAGAGACAGUCAGCUGCGACUGACCAUUCCUAUGGCAUGGACAGCUCAAGGAAAAGGUGUCACAAGGAACUAGUAGGGAGUAGCACAGAAACAACACAAAAUGAUGGACUUACAGCUGCCAAGAGAGGGAGAGUGUCCAGUGAUAAGACAGAACCGGACAGAUUACCAGUAUUACACGGUCAUGAACCAGACUUUCCGUGCACUGAUAACGGCCUGGCUGUGCCAAGAGCUCCAGAACUGCCAUUGUGUGCAGGGAAGGAGCCCCUACCCUCCAGUAGCUCCAAUGGUACAAUUUCCCACUCCGACAGUGGCACAGCAGCAACAAACUGUGCUCCCACAAACUCAGCUACUGGCUUAGACAGAACUGAGACUGAAUGGCACAAUUUUAGGAGAUUCAAAAACAGAUUGGAAAGAGCAAGAAAUCGUGACCAGGGGCAUCUGGGGGACAGUGACAGUGAUGAUGAUCUAUAGGGGACUUUCUAUCAUUUAAAUGAUGGUAGUCAGAUAAAUCCAUUUAACUCAGAGCUGUCUACAAUGUGCUGCAAUAUAAUGUUUAUCAAGUGGAUAUCAAGGAACAAAUUAUUUAAAGCAGUGUUUACAUCCAUACCUUUGAAGUAGCAAUCCUGUCACUUUGCUGUACAGAUUUUUUUUUCUAAAUAGACACCUCCCUGCAGAGAACUUCAGAAUAACCAGCAAGAUGAGUUGCCCAAAGUACAGUUCACCUUAUUAUGAAAACCGCUGUUUGGAAUUGUUGAAAAGAUUCAGAACAAAUGAAAAUGGCAGAAAAUGUGUACAUUUGUUUACAUGUCAGUAUCCUCCGUGCAGCCUAAGUAAUAAUGCUAACAUAAGCUAUACCAGAGAUAGAGACAGAUGUUUCCUAAGAACUGACCAACCAGUGUCAAACAGUCUCUCCUCUGCCUCUAAGUGUCAGAGGCAUAUGCAUGGUUUAUGUUUCACCCUGCAUUGUUAACCAAUUCCUCAACAAUACAAGAUAACGGUCAUGUCUGGCCUGGGGUAUUUGUUAUUCCAUUGCUUACUAGCAGAACUACUAGUAGUUGGCAAGCUGGAAAAUAUUGAUGUUCAGAAAUGAUAAAUAGUGUAUACAAUCAAUUCAGAUGAUUGCUUAGAGAAAUGUGCCAUUGUAGCGGUGAAUUACAAUGUAUAGCUAAUGCCCAAUAUAAGCAUAGCUUACACAAGCUUGUCAGCGUCUGUAGUAGAAUUCCUCGACUACCUGACUACAGGUAAUGUCAUUACCCAGUAAUGAAUUCUAAUUGAGCCGCCACAUCCCUGGAAAAAAUAAAACCUGGUAUGUUUGCA